CAAUUCCUCCCCAAAAUGUCCUUUCCCAACAGCUCUCCUGCCGCCAAUACUUUCCUAGUCGAUUCUCUGAUUAGUGCCUGCAGGAGCGACAGUUUCUAUUCCAACAGCGCCAGCAUGUACAUGCCUCCCAGCGCUGAGAUUGGGACUUACGGGAUGCAAACCUGUGGACUGCUACCGUCUCUGGCCAAAAGAGAGGUUAACCAUCAAAAUAUGGGUAUGAAUGUACAUCCGUAUAUACCUCAAGUCGACAAUUGGACAGACCCGAACAGGUCCUGUCGGCUGGAGCAACCUGUUAGCCAGCAAGUCCCCGCAUGCUCCUUCGCCACCAACAUUAAGGAGGAAACCAAUUGCUGCAUGUAUUCCGAUAAGCGCUCCAAGCUGGGCUCUUCUGCCGAGGUCCCUUCCUACCAGAGGCUGGUCUCGGACUCCUGCCCCAUUGAGAACCCCGAGGUGCCCGUCCCCGGAUAUUUCCGCCUCAGCCAGACCUACGCCACGGGCAAAGCCCAAGAGUACAAUAACAGCCCCGAGACGAGCUCGACUGUCAUGUUACAGUUAAACCCUCGCGGCGCUUCCAAGCCGCAAAUCGCCUCGCAACUUCCGAUGGAGAAGAAACUGACCGAGAGCCCCGGCAGCGGCGCCGGCCACCACCCGGACAACUCCGCCAAAGUCUCCCAAGUCGAAAGUCCCGAGCCCAAGGCGGCGCUUCCAGACGACAGGAACUGCCUGGCCGAAGCUUCCGCCUCCAGCCCAGAAACCCAGGAGAAGGAAAGCAAAGAGGAAAUCAAGUCUGAUACUCCAACCAGCAAUUGGUUAACAGCAAAGAGUGGGCGAAAGAAGAGAUGCCCCUACACUAAACAUCAAACACUGGAAUUAGAGAAAGAGUUCUUAUUCAAUAUGUAUCUCACUCGAGAGCGCCGCCUAGAGAUCAGUAAGAGCGUUAACCUCACUGACAGGCAGGUCAAGAUCUGGUUUCAGAACCGCAGAAUGAAACUCAAGAAGAUGAGCAGGGAGAACCGAAUCCGAGAACUGACCGCUAAUCUGACUUUCUCUUAAACCUGUCACCUGGGGGCUGACCGAGAGUCCAGGCACAGGCUCAGCUACCACCAGUUGUUAUCCAUGUAGGGAAGACUCGUGGGGGAGGGGGGGGGAACAAACAAACAAACAAAAACUACACCCCUUGAUACAAUUCCAUUUUUUUUAUUUCUGAUAGAAUGUGAUUUUUUGUCAUUCUUUUUAGUGCUUACAAGUGUCUAUGUAUGUUCCUACGACGAGUAUAUAUAUAUAUUAUAUAUAAUUAAAAAAGAAAGUCUAGCACGUGUAAUUUAUUAUUAUUAUUAUUAUUUUUCUCAUAGUAAUGCAGGGUAAACUCUGAUUGAACAUGGUCAUUUUGGUCUUAACUUAUUCGAGCUGUCGAACACCCAGAAAAUGUGACUUUUUCCAUGUUUUUUUUUAAACUAACCACGUGGUAUUUAUGUGGGGACGAGGACAAGGGCCAUGACAUUUUGACUAUAUAAAAUAUUUUGGAAUUAUUAUUUUUUUUUAAGAAAAGGGGAGGGGAUCCUCGUGGGGGGGAGGGGCAGAAAUAAAGAAAGAAAGCACAUUUUAUGAUGUAACUCCCCUCUCCUCCCGUGUGCGUCCGAUUUGUCCUUCGUGCAAUGGAACCAUCCAUUC
Eublepharis macularius is the source of this 1671-nucleotide messenger RNA. It is a transcript of the gene HOXD10, whose product is annotated as homeobox D10. Gene Ontology annotation, molecular function: DNA-binding transcription factor activity, RNA polymerase II-specific; RNA polymerase II cis-regulatory region sequence-specific DNA binding. The transcript is spliced from 2 exons. Gene Ontology annotation, cellular component: nucleus. The coding region runs from base 16 to 1053 and encodes 345 amino acids. Gene Ontology annotation, biological process: regulation of transcription by RNA polymerase II. The record is from RefSeq and is a predicted model, not a curated record. Lineage: Eukaryota; Metazoa; Chordata; Lepidosauria; Squamata; Eublepharidae.